Molecule: messenger RNA, 1220 nt
Organism: Dermacentor silvarum
Lineage: Eukaryota; Metazoa; Arthropoda; Arachnida; Ixodida; Ixodidae
Product: THAP domain-containing protein 7-like
Exons: 4
Coding region: 181-558 (125 amino acids)
Molecular function (GO): sequence-specific DNA binding
Source: RefSeq, a predicted model, not a curated record
CAGCUGGGCGUUGCUUUCUGUGCGGUGCCGCCGUUGCUGAGCAAAAUUUUCCUCUGUUUUCGAUGGCGCUGAGCCGUGCUCCCUCAAGGGCUGCAUAACAUAGCGGCGACCUUUCCUUUUCUCAUCCUGAACCACUUCUCUCUCAGUUUUCGUAUAGUGGUAUGUCUGUCGUCAUCCACAAUGACUGGGUGCUGCGUGCCGCUGUGCACCGGAUCUAGCCGAAAAGGACAUCGAAUGUUUCGCUUCCCUCGCGACAAUGAGCGCCGGAAGAUAUGGGAGGUGCAAGUCAAACGCGCAUUUUGGGAGGCGAAGGACACAAGCAAAAUAUGCGAGUUGCAUUUUGAGCCGUCGCAGUAUGAGCAGCGUCGAGUGGAUGGCUGGAAAAAGCUGAAGCAGAAUGCCAUUCCCACGCUCUUCGCAUACAACACGAAGCCACUCAAGCAACAAACAGAACAGGAGUCACACUCAAAACGGCGAAAAAAGCGACCAAAAGUCCCCCAAGGGAAAGCAGCCAUAAACAACCAUAGUGAGGCACCGCGCUUCCAGCCAGAGAGUUGACGUCAAUCACGCAAGUGUGCUACGUACAUUGCCGUGCUGUGGCUUCACUUUCAGUGAUGUGUGAAUUUGAGAAUUAGUCAAGACAACAGCAGUUAUUCUUUUUCCGUUGCUUCAAUAGACAAAUCAAAGUUUCGAGAAAUAAUAAAACCUACAAACCGAAUGUCUGUGCGUCUUUGUUUAAUUUGUAUUGUAGCAAGAGAGAUGUACUACUCCUGUUUCGUCUGCUUGUUCCCAUGUCGUGCAGUCGCAUGCGCAGAGAGUAAAACCGUGUCAUUUUCUACUGUGUUCCAGUGUGCAAUCAUGCUCUGUGAUCCGCUUGCGUGUGCCUCAGUGUUGUUGUAGCACCGACUUACACCACUAGUCACGUGCAAAAUCACGUGCUGCAUGAACGAGACAAACGCAACAGCUCCCGCGCGAGACCGUCGGUGGAAGUGCGCUGCGCAGCAAAAAAGCGAGAAAAAAAAAGAAGGCGGGGCCUGCGACUUAUGCGUCACGCAACCCUUGAGCUCUGGUACGAGAAAAUGCAGGGAAGGAAUUUCGCUUGCGGAGGCUAGACGGUGCAAGUGGAGAGAGUGUCUACGCUGGCAGUGAUGCUCGCCUCCUGAAAUAAUGGUUUCGUGGCAUUGAAACUAUUAAUGAACCAAUUUGAAAAAUUAUUGCGG